UUCAUUAUCAAAUCUUUAAUCUCCAAAACCCUUCUCCCCAAAGCAAAAACCCUAAAGCAUCGAUUUUUACUUUUUCCUUUCUCUUUUUUCAUAGAUUUUAACUAAAAGCCCCAAUAAUAUGGUACCCGAAAGCCAAGUAGCGCGCGCCUGCUCAUAACAAAUUCUUAUCUACAGUUUCUGCUGUGUCUGAUUUUCCAACCUCUACAGGUGGGUAUCAUUCUAUUUUUUUGGAUUAUUAUUUUUAAAAUUUUUAUUUUCCGUGAAGCGAAUUCAUUUUCAUUUUACUUUUCAGUGAGAACCGCAGCAUUUAUUCGUUUUUGAGAAUUAUUGAGGUAUGCGCUAAAUAGAACUAAUCGAUUGCAUCAUUUUUAUGCUCGAGUAUGAAUUAUUAGUUAAACAUGCAGCAAGAGACACAUCAUAUUUUAUCGAAAUUCCUGCACGAAUAAAAUCACGGUGUAUGUUAUUCAGUGGAUGUAUCCAUUUUCACAUUUUUUUUAAUAAUUUGGGGGAGGGGGCGUUCUGCUUAUGCAGCUGCAAAAUGUUUAUUGGAUUGAUCAUUGUGCCUCGAUAAAAAAUGUGAGAACGCAGAAUUUUUAUGUUUAUUUCUCUGUUUCAGUUUUCUUUAGUUUGAUCUAGGAAUAAUCAGAUAAUUAGUGCAUUCUGCAUUCCUCAAUCCAAACCCGACCCCGCUGCAGCAAACGGCGACGCCCAUUCGGCCUUCGCUCGCCUCCGACUCUGAGCUCCGGCAGCGCUACAGCAGUCUCAGUGUCCCGCACUGGCGCACCCAGCAGUUUGGGAAAGCUAGAAAAGAAGCUCUCAUCCUUGUGAAAGAAUCAAUCACCGACAUGGACCAACCGGCUAAACCUAGCUCAAGCACAAGCCCAAGCCCAAGCAAACUAUUUUCACAACCACCCGAACUGCAUCAAAGCGAUGCAGACGAGGACGAUGAGAAUGUCAAGCAGCUUGGAAAAUGCUCCUCUGUCUACUUAGCUCUACAGGAUUGUCUUAUCAAUUCCAACAGGAACUGGAAAUCUUGUCAAAAAGAAGUUCAACUCCUGAAAGCAUGCAAUAAUGGAAGAAAUAACUGAGCAGAUCUACUAAGAAAAUUGAUGGAGAUAUGGUGAUUAUUACUUACUAUUUGGAUUAGUUAGUAAAAAUAAAUAAACAGAAAAUCAGUUUAUUUGUUCGAUUUUGAAUACUAUCAUGGUGAUAAUUAAUUUUGAGAAGCAUGUAUUGAUUUAUUUCUUACUUGUUUUUAUAAUAAGAUAAUUUCAGCAGCAAUUCUCCAAAA
Messenger RNA from Salvia miltiorrhiza (redroot sage), 1291 nucleotides. RefSeq lists its product as uncharacterized. The record is from RefSeq and is a predicted model, not a curated record. Lineage: Eukaryota; Viridiplantae; Streptophyta; Magnoliopsida; Lamiales; Lamiaceae. The coding region runs from base 846 to 1088 and encodes 80 amino acids. The transcript has 4 exons.